AUGCCGACGCCGGGAUACGCUGCUGUGAACGGCAGCGGUGGUGGUGACGGGGGUAGCCGCGGCCAGAGCCGCUCGCCGCAGCCAGCCUCAUCUUCGGCCUCGAGCUCGGCCCGCUCGUCGCCUGCGCCGACGGCGCGCUGGUCACGACACGGGAUGGCCUCCUCGCGGCGGCUCUCUGACCGCGCGCACCGCACGCGCAGCUCCUACCACCCGCGCGACCUCGCCCGCCGCGGGUGGAAGCUCUACCUGUCAUGGAGCGAGCAGGUCGUGGCCGCGUACAUGCGUCUCUCGCCGCUCUACCGCGCGCUCGCCGCGCUCGCCUGCGUCCUCGGCUGGGUCGUCAUCAUCCUCGUCCUCGUCUACUCGCAUCGCUUUUUCGCCUGGCUGGCGCCCUACUCCAAGUCGUGGCGCGCCCGGCCCGGCGGCUGGCUCCUCAUCUUCUUCCUCAUCUUCGUGACGGCCUUCCCCCCCGUCAUUGGCUAUUCCACCGCCACCACCAUCUCGGGCUUCAUAUACGGGUUUCCCCUCGGCUGGCCGAUCGCUGCGUCGGCGUGUGUCCUCGGCAGCUUGUGCGCGUUUCUCGCGAGCAGGACGGUGCUCAGCGGCUACGUCGAUCGCAUGGUCGGACGGGACCACCGCUUCGUCGCACUCGGGCAGGUGCUCCGUCACGAGGGGAUCCUGUAUUUGACAGGCAUCCGGUUCUGCCCGCUGCCGUUUAGUCUGAGCAACGGCUUCUUGGCCACGAUUCCGAGCAUCACUCCGAUGUCUUUUGCCGUCUCCACGGCGCUGUCAAGCCCCAAGCUGCUCGUCCACGUCUUCAUCGGCAGCCGCCUCGCCGUCCUCGCCGAGCAGGGCGACUCCAUGACCGCCGGCGACAAGGCCAUCAACUACCUCAGCAUGAUCAUCGGCGGCAUCAUCGGCAUUCUCGUCGGCCUCGCCAUCUACCGCCGCACCAUGGCCCGCGCCGCCGAGCUCCAGCGCGAAGAGGGCGGCGCGGCCGACGAGCUCGCCGCCGCCGAGGAUGGCGACGCCGGGUACGAGGACACGGAGGCGACGCUUCUGGAUCCCGAGGACGCCGCGGCCAUCAUGUCCGACGACGAUCUGUCGCUGUGGGACACUCAAGGCGCGGACUCGUGGGGCGAAGACUACCAUGACGACGACAUCACCGACGACGUACAAAAGACGAAGAAAAACGGCGCCAGCGAUUGA
Messenger RNA from Purpureocillium lilacinum, 1209 nucleotides. RefSeq names its product Tlg2-vesicle protein. NCBI's taxonomy places the organism in Eukaryota, Fungi, Ascomycota, Sordariomycetes, Hypocreales, Ophiocordycipitaceae. Gene Ontology annotation, biological process: vesicle-mediated transport; mitotic spindle elongation. Gene Ontology annotation, cellular component: Golgi membrane. The record is from RefSeq and is a predicted model, not a curated record.